Molecule: messenger RNA, 1052 nt
Organism: Bombus impatiens (common eastern bumble bee)
Lineage: Eukaryota; Metazoa; Arthropoda; Insecta; Hymenoptera; Apidae
Exons: 3
Coding region: 382-690 (102 amino acids)
Source: RefSeq, a predicted model, not a curated record
UGUGUUUUGAGUAAUUUAUUUUUAUAGAGUGUUCGCUUAAUUAAUUUGAUAGUAAUAUGUGCAUAGUUUGUUAUUACCAGUUCUACUGCGUAACAUAACCUUAUUUCUCUACGCCAGAAUUAAUACAAUUAUGCUAUAUUAACUUAGUACAAUAUAAUAAUUUUUUAUCUUAAUCGCGUUUGUCGUUGAUACUCAGUUAAUCAGUUUUGAUUAAUUCAUAACCUAUUCCUAUAUUAUUGGCUAUUUUCUGUUUCUUUGUUAUGAAGUUGUCGUUACCUUGUGCGUGUAAUUUGCAGCCUUUACAUAGAAUUUAGGAGCUAAUCUUAUACAUUGCUAGUUAAAAUCUUUAUUGUUUAUAGGUUCUACAAUUCUAAUCCUUCAAUGCUGAGUCUUUUACUUGGAACGGCUACAUGGUGCGCGUUUGGUAUCUUCUGGUUCUUCGCAACAUGUCUAACACUUAUCAAGACUACUUUUACUUAUCCUAGAAUUUUCCCUGUUGCCAUCUUGACUGUUUCGGUGGUAUCUGAUUCAGUAUUCCAUAAGUAUUCACUUAAGAUUGGUAGUAGGCUUCUUGUAACUGCGUCGGCUUUAAUGUAUAUCUUCCGAUGUUAUGAUUGGUUACCUCGGUAUUUAUUACCUUCGAUAUCUUCAUACCGUCGUAUAUUAUGUUUUGCAAAGUUGGAUCCGUAGCCAAUACUCGUGGAGUUCCUGCAUGCACACUUCUUUCUACGAUGAUUGGUUGCAUACAAACCUCGUUAACUUGUAAGGUACCUUUUCUUGCUUGCUAAGACCAUUCCGUCGGUGUUGAAUCGUUUGUUAUAAUGUCACUAAUUUCUGACUUUCCAAUUUUAUCACGUCUUCUUGACCAUUCCAGUAGUAUCAACUUCAAUUCUUCGUACACAUUUAUUCCAAUUUGGUAGUUGGUUUCUCAUCACUGCGUUGACCCUUGUAUAAACUUCUUCGAUGUGAGUAGUAAAUUAUCGUUGUCACUCACUUAACAUAUCUUAGUUAUUUCUUAACUCUUCCUGCAUUUAUUGACUGAUUUUAUUUCU